Molecule: messenger RNA, 1379 nt
Organism: Trichomycterus rosablanca
Lineage: Eukaryota; Metazoa; Chordata; Actinopteri; Siluriformes; Trichomycteridae
Gene: cacng7a
Product: calcium channel, voltage-dependent, gamma subunit 7a
Exons: 6
Coding region: 48-1091 (347 amino acids)
Biological process (GO): positive regulation of synaptic transmission, glutamatergic; neurotransmitter receptor internalization; neurotransmitter receptor transport, postsynaptic endosome to lysosome
Cellular component (GO): AMPA glutamate receptor complex; postsynaptic density membrane
Molecular function (GO): voltage-gated calcium channel activity; channel regulator activity
Source: RefSeq, a predicted model, not a curated record
GCUUUUCUGAUUAUAAACAUUCAAGAGGAAAACGUGGAGUGGAAAAUAUGACCGGAAGUUUACUAAAGAUGAGCUCGUUCAGCACCAAGGCCCUAACACUUCUCUCAUCUGUGUUCGGGGCAUGCGGACUCCUCCUUGUGGGUGUAGCUGUGUCCACGGACUACUGGCUGCUGAUGGAGGAGGGCAUCGUGCUGCAGCAAAACCAGACCACUGAGGUUAAGAUGGCACUGCACUCUGGUCUCUGGAGAGUCUGUUUUGUUGCUGGGCCAGAGAAGGGGCGAUGUGUGGCGUCAGAAUAUUUCACUGAGCCAGAGAUUGAGAUCACCACUGAGAACACUGCGAACAUACUAAAAAUGGUGAGGACGGCAACCCCUUUUCCGAUGGUCUCUCUUCUCUUUGUCUUUACCGCCUUCAUCAUCAGCAACAUCGGCCACAUCCGGCCCCAGCAAACAAUCCUAGCCUUCAUCUCUGGAAUAUUCUUUAUUCUGUCAGGGUUAAGUCUGGUGGUGGGCCUGGUGCUCUACAUUUCCAGUAUAAACGACGAGGUGAUGAACAGGCCGAGGGAGUCCGAGCAUUUCUUCCACUACCACUACGGCUGGUCCUUUGCUUUUGCUGCCAGCUCUUUCCUGCUGAAAGAGGGUGCCGGUGUGAUGUCCGUCUAUCUCUUCAUGAAGCGAUACGCCGAAGAGGAGAUGUACCGACCCCACCCAGCAAUUUACCGGCCCCGCAUGUCUGAAAGCAGUGACUACAGCGGCCAAUACCUGCACCCCGAUUCCUGGCCUCCUCCACAGCGCGCCCGCAGCACCUCCGAGGCCUCCAGUGACAUCUCCAUCCAGCUCAAGAACACUCCUCCACCGUUAGCCCCCAAAGGCAGCCUGCCCUCCAACCCCGCCUCCUCAUCGGGCCCCUCCUCCGCGACCAGCUACCACCUCCCUCCGCCGAGCUCUUCCUCAUCUUCCUCCUACCCUCACACCAUCCACUCUAGCCAGUCUGGAUGCCACGCCCCUCUGUCUCUUCCGAUGGCAGCCCCACCCUCUGGUGUCCCACCUCCCUAUCAUGCGCACAUGAGGAUGAGCGCUUCACCGUGCUAAACGGAUGAAUCACAACACACCACACACACGCACACUUAAACAUGUACACACAGUAAAUACAAAAGGGAGGGGAGGACUUUAUACGCUUUAGGGGGGAAUUUUUAACUUUGUGCCUGAGAUUUUACUAAAACACUAAAGAAUGGGACUGGGAGGGAUUUUAAAUGACUUUUUAAGCAACUGGGAGAGGUAGGGGAGAAGGAGUAAACACAACAUACAGCCUUUAGCAAAAGUUUGGGUAACUUUGGUUAAAUUCCAUGCUUUUCUAACUCUUUCUAACUACACAUUAAA